Sitophilus oryzae (rice weevil) is the source of this 1462-nucleotide messenger RNA. RefSeq names its product proteasomal ubiquitin receptor ADRM1 homolog. The record is from RefSeq and is a predicted model, not a curated record. Bases 140 to 1369 code for a protein of 409 amino acids. Gene Ontology annotation, molecular function: proteasome binding; ubiquitin binding; endopeptidase activator activity. Lineage: Eukaryota; Metazoa; Arthropoda; Insecta; Coleoptera; Curculionidae. Gene Ontology annotation, cellular component: nucleus; cytoplasm; proteasome regulatory particle, lid subcomplex. The transcript has 8 exons. Gene Ontology annotation, biological process: ubiquitin-dependent protein catabolic process.
ACAUUUGUCAUUUUGGGGUUUUAUAUUUGACAUCUGACAACUAAAUUUUCUCAAAUCAUCCUCUAUUCUUCCUGCGAGUAGGUAAAUUUUAAACAAUUAUUGCUACUUUAUUUGAUUAAAAAGAUCUUUUAUUGCAAAAAUGCCGGCUGGAGGUGCUUUAUUUGGUAGUACAGCUACAGGGCCUGGAUCUACAGGAGGAAACAAGCAUUUAGUUGAAAUGAGGGCAGGAAAAAUGAAUCUAAAAGGAAGGAUGGUGUUUCCUGACAAACGUAAAGGCCUUCUGUAUGUAUAUCAGAGCGAAGACUCUUUAAUGCAUUUCUGCUGGCAAGAUAGAACGUCCGGCGUAGUAGAAGAUGACUUGAUCAUCUUUCCUGAUGACUGCGAAUAUGUAAAAGUGCCACAGUGUACCACUGGCCGUGCUUAUCUGCUGAAAUUUAAGUCAUCAAAUAGGAAGUUUUUCUUUUGGCUUCAGGAGCCAAAAACUGACAAAGAUGAAGAUCAUUGUGUAAGAAUUAAUGACCUGCUGAACAAUCCUUCGAGUGCUACCCAGUCCUCCGAUAGGCCGGAGCAGGAUCUACAAGCGCUAUUAAGUAGCAUGUCUCAGUCGCAACUGAUGCAGUUAUUUGGUGGUGCUGGGCAGAUGCCUGGUUUAUCGAGUCUCCUUGGAACUAUGCGAGGACCAGGUAGCGCACGAACCACUACACCUGCUUUGACCCACCGUACAGCUCCGAGUACUCCCACUACAAAUACUACAACAAAUCAGGCGUCGGCUCCAGCUGCUAAUCAAGCGACGCCCGAGAAUGCUCCAAUACCUGUGAGAACCCCGACCGCCCCUACCAGGGUGACCCGAUCAUCGGCAGCUGCCGCAAAACCGCCAGAAACGGCCCCCACGUCGGCCCCAAUUCAAUUAGCCGAUUUGCAGAAUUUCCUGCACGGGAUAUCGUCUACGGCUGCAGCUCCUCCAGCGCAAUCAGUGGACUUGUCGGGUGCACUGACCACUGAUACUCUCUCAAGCAUUAUAAAUAAUCCCGAAGCUUUGCAUCAAUUACAAGAGCAUCUGCCUCCGAUCGACGGCAGUACCCAAGAAGCCUUAAGAUCGACACUAACCUCGCCCCAGUUUCAACAGGCCGUGUCUCAGUUUUCUAGCGCUCUGGAAUCGGGUCAAUUGGGUCCGGUAGUAUCGCAGCUGGCGGUGAACCCUGAAGCCGUUGCGGCUGCGACUUCAGGCAACAUGCAGGAGUUCGUCAAAGCCUUGGAAAAGUCUUCAUCCGGUUCGGCUAGCUCCGACCAAGCCAACAAAGAUAAGAACAAAGGCGCGAAAAAGGAUAACAAAAAAGACGACGAUGACGAAGAGAUGCAAUUAGAUUAGAAUUUUGUACGAUAAUCGAGAAAAAGAUAUAUAAUAAAACGUUUAUAGGGUCAAUAAAAUAUUGCACGUACCUGUUUCUGUUGAAAUACAUAA